AUGACCACGCCCACAUCGCCAACCUCCCUUACUUCCAGUCAAAGGUCCUCGCCCCGGCAGGGCAGUGAAUCUCCACCGUUCUGUGUCCCCGCCAUCGACUCUAAGCGACACCUUCCACGCCAGCGAACCGCUUCGCCCAACCCUCGCAUCUGCCGCAUGCCUCCUCCCCCAGGCUACUCCCCUCUUCUCUCGGCUCCGACUCCUAUAUUCGGCGUAUCCUCUGGUGUAAUCCCGCCCUCCAGGUCUCGUCUGAAGCCUCUGAUCCUCGUGCGCAAACUCGACUUUGGCAUGGUUGAGCGCUCCAGCAUCGGUCGGUCGCCGCUCAGGUCCAGCAUGAAGGACAACGCCCCCAAGCCCCAGCCCCCCCGGAAGCUCCAAGCACUCAAGGGCAUCUUACCUCUCAUCACCCGCGCUGCCUCCGCAAUUCAGGCUCAGACUCGCACCUCCGAUACGCCUUCGCCCAAGUCUCCAACUAUCGUGUGGUCCCCAGCGAGCCGUAAGGUCCCUAUCAGUGGCCGAGGAAGGACUAGACAUGGUUCUCCAGGCGGCACACCAUGCCCCGCCAGAGAUUCACCCUCGGAGAGGCGACUGCUCGGGUUGGGCAUCAACUCACCGAGUCGGAGCUCACCUCUGGCUGGCCGUGGGUCGGUCUCAAGCCCUACGACGUCUUCGUCUCAGCUGUGUAUCGAUAGUGCAAAUUCGGCCUACACCUCCUCGGUGAUUGGCGAGAAUGCAUCGUACACUCCCUCAGAGGAAGCCACUUCGGUGACUCAGCUAAACGCAAGGGCGGCCGCAUCUCCUGAGGAUAUACUCUCUUUGGCCGGUCCCAUUCCGUCCGCGGCGACCUCUUUGGCGUCAUUGAGCUCCGUUCCCGGCGAUGCUCAGCUGGAUAUGAACAGUCAGAUGGCCUUCGCGCCUUCCUUGGAUCUCCGUGAUCCGACAACAGCAACAGUCCCGCAUUCGCUAAAGCUCAGGAUCCCCGAUCUAGCCGAGGGCGUUACGACAGACGCGCAGGUAGCAUUGGAGCUGGCUGAACUGCGCACUCAGCGGAAGGUAUCAGCAUCAGCAUCAGGUGGAACCCCAAGAACAGAUGGGAAUGGUGACCUCGGAGUCGUUGAGCCAGGUCAAGUCGAGAGCCAUCAAGGUAAAUAGACUGAAGAGGAUGUUUUGGAGGCUCCUGGGGCAAAAGAGUUCUAAGGCAUGUUCGAGGAACAUUUCCGCAUGGCCGGACGACUUUUGAGCGCUUGAGCAACCUGUAGUCCUAGUCAUACUUUUGUCGUUAGUGUCAUCAACGCAUACCAUUUGUUUGUCAUGUACCACAUUCUUAGCACGAAGAGAUUCCAGGCGUUCGAUCG
Coniophora puteana RWD-64-598 SS2 is the source of this 1355-nucleotide messenger RNA. RefSeq lists its product as uncharacterized. Lineage: Eukaryota; Fungi; Basidiomycota; Agaricomycetes; Boletales; Coniophoraceae. The transcript has a single exon. The record is from RefSeq and is a predicted model, not a curated record. Bases 1 to 1152 code for a protein of 383 amino acids.